AUGGAGCUACACAAGAUUAUCCACGGCAGCAUCGUCAACCGCGCUCCCCAUGGCCCAUUUUCGUGCCGCUGUCCAGCAUUGCAGGUGUUUCCAUCCAUCUCUGAGGAUUUCCAAUGUGGAGCUGAGCCUAUGGAGAAGCCAUCUUCAGACAGAGGUGCCCUGGAUGAGCGGGAAGGCUUAGUGGAGGAUGGUGUCAGGUUGCGAAGUGCUGAAGGCGAAAUGGCGCUUCCGGAUGCUGAUGCCCCGAGGAGGAGCAGCUCGUCUCGUUCCUCACGCAAGAGCUUCCGGCUAGACUACCGCCUGGAGGAAGAAGUGACCAGGUCCUGUCGAGACAAACAUGGCCGCUUUACCAACCCGUGGCCCACGUGGCAGUUCCCAUCCUACUCUAUGCUACUCCGCUUCUUUUUGCUGGAGAAGAACAACAGCAACGUCCCGACUUGUAAAGAGGUGCUUGACAGCGAGCUGCCAGUGCUCGAGCCGUACUUUGUUAACAACCCGGAUCUCUCCCCCUCCGGUCCGGGUCUAAGAGUCACCUGGCUUGGGCACGCCACGGUUCUGGUAGAAAUGGACGGGUUGAACAUUCUGACCGAUCCUAUUUUCAGCCAGAGGGCGUCACCGGUUCAGUUCAUGGGUCCGAAACGUUACCGAGGACCUCCUUGUAGUGUGCAACAGUUACCCCGGAUUGACGCCGUAGUCAUCAGUCAUUCCCACUACGAUCACCUGGAUGCCGGUACAGUGGCAAGCCUCAACGCACGCUUCGGAGCGGAGUUACGCUGGUUCGUGCCCCUGGGCUUGAUGGACUGGCUGGCUAAGGCGGGCUGCGAGAACGUGAUGGAGCUGGACUGGUGGGAGGAGAACUGCGUGCCCACUCACGACGACGUCACCUUCGUGUGCACGCCGUCGCAGCACUGGAGUAAACGCAGCGCAGUUGACGACAACAAAUCUUUGUGGGCCAGCUGGACAGUUCUAGGUCCAGACCACCGUUUCUUCUUUGCUGGAGACACCGGAUACUGCUCGGUGUUCAAGGAAAUAGGGCGACGCUUCGGGCCUUUUGACUUAGCGGCCAUUCCUAUCGGCGCCUACCUUCCCAGGGAUGUGAUGAAAGGGCAGCACGUGGACCCAGAGGAGGCGGUUCAGAUUCACAUGGACCUUCAGGCUAAACGCUCGCUGGCUAUCCAUUGGGGAACUUUUGCACUGGCUUAUGAGCACUAUCUUGAACCACCGCGCCGUCUCAAGGAAGCUUUGGAGCAGAAGGGCCUGAAAGCGGAAUCCUUCUUCACGCUGCAUCACGGGGAGUCACGCCUCCUGACGUCACACGGUGCAGAUGUCUUCCAUUAA
Nerophis lumbriciformis (worm pipefish) is the source of this 1338-nucleotide messenger RNA. Lineage: Eukaryota; Metazoa; Chordata; Actinopteri; Syngnathiformes; Syngnathidae. The record is from RefSeq and is a predicted model, not a curated record.